Messenger RNA from Gadus chalcogrammus (walleye pollock), 4379 nucleotides. It is a transcript of the gene bcas3, whose product is annotated as BCAS3 microtubule associated cell migration factor. NCBI's taxonomy places the organism in Eukaryota, Metazoa, Chordata, Actinopteri, Gadiformes, Gadidae. Bases 122 to 2695 code for a protein of 857 amino acids. The transcript is spliced from 24 exons. Gene Ontology annotation, cellular component: cytoplasm. Gene Ontology annotation, molecular function: protein binding. The record is from RefSeq and is a predicted model, not a curated record. Gene Ontology annotation, biological process: response to starvation; autophagy.
CGCAAACCCUGGCGACUGUGUUUACGUUUUACAACAGAGCUCCCUGGAUUUACCAAACUAAUACGACAACGAAGGCAACCAUUGACAAAGAGCAUAUUGGAUAAACAAAAUACAAGCCAGCAUGGCAUCUGACUCCCCACGCAGACCAAGUCGCUGCGCUGGAGGAGUUGUGGUGCGAGCUCAAGCUGCCACGGAGCAGUCCUACAUGGAAAGCGUGGUGACGUUCUUGCAAGAUGUCGUCCCGCAGGCAUACACAGGAGCGCCUCCGACUGACGAAAAGGAGAAAAUCAUUUGGGUGCGAUUUGAGAAAGCUGACGUCAAUGACACAGCCCGUAACCCUGUGUUCAAGGAGAUGCACAGUGGAACUACAGAGCCUCCUCUCUGCCUCAUGAUUGGCUACACUGAUGGGAUGCAGGUCUGGAGCAUAUCGUUGGCUGGGGAGGCCCAAGAGCUGUUCUCUGUCCGCCAUGGUCCAGUCCGGGCCGCCCGCAUCCUGCCAGCCCCUGAUAUCAGCCAUCUGAAGACGGACAGCUUUGCAGACAAGAGGCCCCUGCUGGGCGUUUGCAAGAGCACAGGCUCCUCUGGGACAAGCCCCCCAUACUGUUGUGCGGACCUUUAUUCUCUACGGAGCGGGGAGAUGGUGAAAUCUAUUCAGUUCAAGACACCCAUCUAUGACUUGCACUGCAACAAACAGAUUCUUGUGGUAAGCCUACAAGAGAAGAUUGCAGCUUUUGACAGCUGCACAUUCACAAAGAGGUUCUUUGUCACAAGCUGCUUUCCCUGCCCGGGUCCAAAUCUUAAUCCUAUUGCUUUGGGAAGUCGCUGGCUAGCCUAUGCUGAGAAUAAGUUGAUCCGUUGUCAUCAGUCUCGUGGCGGUGCUUGCGGUGACAAUGCCCAGUCCUACACAGCCACCGUUAUUAACGCUGCCAAAACUCUAAAGACGGGCCUGACCAUGGUGGGCAAGGUGGUGACCCAGCUGGCCGGCACCGUCCCCGCCGGCAUCCCGGACGAAGAGGGCGUCCCACACAGCAGCGGUCGCCGCAGUCCCAACAACCCUGGGGUGGUCACCAUCAUCGACACGCUGAACGUGGGCGAAGGCCAGGUCUUGGUGAGUGAGGACUCGGACGGAGAGGGGGCAGUGGCUCACUUCCCAGCUCAUGACAAACCCAUAUCCUGCAUGCAAUUCAACCCAACUGGCAUGCUGUUGGUUACGGCAGACACCCUGGGCCAUGACUUCCACGUCUUCCAGAUCCUCACACACCCGCUGGCGUCCUCCCAGAGCGCCGUGCACCACCUCUACACACUGCACCGCGGGGAGACGGAGGCCAAGGUCCAGGACAUGUGCUUCAGCCAGGACAGCCGCUGGGUGGCGGUCAGCACCCUGCGCGGGACCACCCACGUCUUCCCCCUCAACCCGUAUGGCGGCGCCCCGUGCGCCCGCACGCACAUGUCCCCCCGCGUCGUCAACCGCAUGUCCCGCUUCCAGAAGAGCGCCGGCCUCGAGGAGAUUGAGCAGGAGCUCAACCGCAGCGCGGCCGCCGCCGGAGGAGCCGGAGGGGGGGGCGGAGGCGGUGGCGGCGGUGGUGGAGCAGGAGCAGGAGGAGGAGGAGGAGGGGGCUGUGUCCUGGGGAGUGGAGUGGGUGGACGCUGCAGCCCCAUACCUGGCCUCUCCAGCAGUCCGUCAGGCUCACCGCUUCACGCCAAGCUAAGCAGCCAGGAGUCCUACAACAACUUCACUAACAACCACAUGGGGAACCCCCGGCUGUCCCCGCUGCCUAGCCUCACCAUGGUGCUCCCCCUGGCCCAGAUCAAGCAGCCAAUGACCCUGGGCACCAUCACCAAACGCACCGGACCCUACCUCUUUGGGGCGGGAUGCUUUGCCAUUAAAACUCCAUGCAAAAGCAAGCCGGCGCCACAGAUCUCACCCAGCAAGUCCAGCGGAGGGGAGUUCUUUGUUGCCACCGUCUUUGCCUCGUCGCGCUCCUGGUUCAUCACUAAUCCCAACAUGAAGAGGGAGAAAGACCAAUCCAGGCAGUCGGUGGUCGACUCGCUGUACAUCCUCAGUUGCUACGGCAACUUGGUGGAGCAUGUCCUGGAGCCUCGUCCCAUCAGCACAGCGCAGAAGAUCAGCGACGAGACGCCUCUGGAGCUGAACAGCUGUCCCAGGGCCUGCUGGACAUUGUGCAGGACCCCACAGUGGAACGAGCUGCAGCCCCCGUUCAACACCAACCAUCCCCUGGUGCUGGCGUCCGACCUGGUGCAGUACUACCAGUAUCUCCUCGUCGGCCUGGUUCCGCCUGGCAGCCCGGGGCCUAUCGCACGCCACGAGUCCUACGACAGUCUGUCCUCAGAGCCCAGCGGGCCUGAGAACGAAGAGUGGCUCUCGCAGGUGGAGAUCGUGACCCAUACGGGUCCCCACCGACGCCUCUGGAUGGGGCCCCAGUUCCAGUUCAAAACCAUCCAGCCGUCGGGCCAGACCACCGUCAUCUCCUCGUCCUCCUCGGUGCUGCAGGCCCACGGCCCCGCCCACGUGCAGCAGCCCCUCCUGGACUUCGACACGGACGACCUGGAUGUGCACAGCCUCAGGAUCCAGCCAGUGCGUUCUGAGCCCAUGAGCAUGCCCGGCUCCUCAAGACUAGUGGCAGAACGUAGAACGCAGCCCAACCUCAUGGACGCUGGUUCAGGUAUAUCCUAAAUAUGGAAAGUCUUCACUCAUUUUAAUUUAUUCAUUUGCAAAGCAUGCACCUUCCAUCACCCAAUUUGAAUCUGGCCAUUCGUCCAGUCAACCAGUCAUUCAUUCAUCCAAUCAUCCAUUUAUCCUUUCUAUCCCCAUAACUCUCUCCCUCAAUCUCUCACUACAAACUCAUUGGUUUACCAUGGUUGUGAGAGAGGACAUGAGAGGAGGAGGAGGAGGAGAUGGAGGAGGAGGAGGAGCAGGAAAAGAGGAAGAUUUCCAGCAGGGUGUGCACUGAGUUCAGGAAAGAAACGACAGGCCUGUUAUGGCUCUUUACUAUUGUUGUUAAUGUUACUAUAUUAUACAUUAUAUUCAGAAUUGUUAUGAUCAUAAUUAUUUGUUUUAUAUUAUUGUUGACUUUGUAUAGUUCAUAUCGUGUCGCAUUGAUUGUGUUCUGUUCGUCCCUCAUUGUGUAUUAAAAGGGUAAGUAAACAGUAAACUGUCUUGGCAGGAGAAUUUUAAAACAUGUGAUGUAAGGGGGAUCAAAGUGAUAAAGGUUCAGACGGACACAUUGGGUUCAAAAGGAGCAGGGGCAAGGGAUGUGUCAAAACACACAGCAAGCAAUGAUGCAGUCAAUAGUGGACUCCCACCCUCGAAAAGUGCUUUUUAACUGGAAGAAGCAAACCUCAAUAGUGUUUUUACUAGGUUAAACUAGUAAAAAAAAAAAAAAGUUUUUAUAACUUUACACUUUUUCUUUCAGGAAUAACGGUAAUGUUCACUCUGUUAGUCCCAAGAUUAUGUUUUUUUGGGGGGUUCCUUUACCCUUAAAAAUGUAACUGUCACACUCGGCUAUUUGUGCAGUACUUAUUGGGGUCCGCCUCAUCAAUUCGGUUUCCGCGAAAGAUUCACUGAAAAGUUGAUCAAUGGAUGUAACGGAGAUGCGGGUGGCCAUUGUUCUCAGAAAUAAAGUUGAUGUUGCAGACUUGGAUUUCUCACAACACACAAUAUUGAGCAGCACUCCUAUUAGUACAAAAUAGCCCAGCAUGACAGUUCUCCCCUUCCUCUUCCCCGUCUAAUAAAGGCCACGGCGCAGUUCAUCUCCAUUUGUGUAUGUUAGCCCCUGAGCUUUUGGGCCAAAAUGGCAUCUCGUUUUUUUCAUGGACUUCUUGUGGGCCUGCAGCUGGUUGGCAACUCCAGAAGGAAGGAGAUGAGUGCAUUGGCCCCAGCUGUAUCUGGUAUUAUUGUGGUAUUGUUCCAUGCACCGAAGCAUAGAACCACACUCUCUAGUCUCUGUGCCCUUUGGGUACAUAGGAUGAUGGGAAUAUAUGCAGAGAUUAUGUGAGACGGUUUCAUGAUUAUCUAGGAAAGAGAGCUGUUGUAGAUUUAUUCCCGGAAAAGGAGUAUCACAAGAAAGUGUCUGGGUUCUGAAUCUAUUUCUGUGUCUUGUUCUCUGCCUUUUAUUGUUUUUUAAACAGCUCUUGAACAACUCAUCCUGACCUAUGAGCUGUCUGUUGUUGCCCAUGUCUUUCAUAGGUUGAUACUAACUAUGUAGUCUGCCACUCAGAGGUUAACAUAUGAUCUGACCUGUCAAAUGUGCUACAGUUUUCAGUGAUUGACAAUUAUGGCUCUACAUUAAAAUAUUAAACAUUCACUUCAGAUGGGAUCUUUCUUAUCCAUAUAUAACUUGUGUGUGUGUUCUUUAUAC